Castor canadensis (American beaver) is the source of this 6503-nucleotide messenger RNA. The record is from RefSeq and is a predicted model, not a curated record. NCBI's taxonomy places the organism in Eukaryota, Metazoa, Chordata, Mammalia, Rodentia, Castoridae.
AUGAGGUUCAUGGGGCCUGAAGAAGAUGGGAUUGUUGCGGUCUCAAGGACUCCUAGGCUCAGCCUUAUAAGCAUAUUUGCAGCUGGGGAUUCCCCAUCGGAUGCUGCUUCCCCUUCCAAGCAUAGAGAUGAAGAGGCAGAUGGUGGUGGCAAAUGCACACAAACCAAUGGUCUCGACUUUCAGAAGCAACCUGUGCCUGUUGGAGGAGCAAUCUCAACAGCCCAGGCCCAGGCUUUCCUUGGACAUCUCCAUCAGGUUCAGCUCGCUGGAACAAGUUUACAGGCUGCUGCUCAGUCUUUAAAUGUACAGUCUAAAUCUAGUGAAGAAUCGGGGGAUUCACAGCAGCCAAGCCAGCCUUCCCAGCAGCCAUCAGUACAGGCAGCCAUUCCCCAGACCCAGCUUAUGCUGGCUGGAGGACAGAUAACUGGGCUCACUUUGACACCAGCCCAGCAACAGUUGUUACUACAGCAGGCCCAGGCCCAGGCCCAGCUGCUGGCUGCUGCAGUGCAGCAGCAUUCAGCCAGCCAACAGCACAGUGCUGCUGGGGCCACCAUCUCAGCCUCCGCCGCCACGCCCAUGACGCAGAUCCCCCUGUCUCAGCCCAUACAGAUUGCGCAGGAUCUUCAACAACUACAACAAUUUCAACAGCAUAAUCUCAACCUGCAACAGUUUGUGUUGGUACAUCCAACCACCAACUUGCAACCAGCACAGUUUAUCAUCUCACAGACGCCCCAGGGCCAGCAGGGUCUCCUGCAAGCGCAAAAUCUUUUAACGCAACUACCUCAGCAAAGCCAAGCCAACCUCCUACAGUCGCAGCCAAGCAUCACCCUCACCUCCCAGCCAGCAACCCCAACACGCACAAUAGCAGCAACCCCAAUUCAGACACUUCCACAGAGCCAGACAACACCAAAGCGAAUCGAUACACCCAGCUUGGAGGAGCCCAGUGACCUUGAGGAGCUUGAGCAGUUUGCCAAGACCUUCAAACAACGAAGAAUCAAACUUGGAUUCACUCAGGGUGAUGUUGGGCUCGCUAUGGGUAAACUGUAUGGAAAUGACUUCAGCCAAACUACCAUCUCUCGCUUUGAAGCCUUGAACCUCAGCUUUAAGAACAUGUGCAAGUUAAAGCCACUUUUAGAAAAGUGGCUAAAUGAUGCAGAGAACCUCUCAUCUGAUUCCUCUGUCUCCAGCCCAAGUGCCCUGAAUUCUCCAGGGGUGGGAGUUGAAGGCUUGAAUCGUAGGAGGAAGAAACGCACCAGCAUAGAGACCAACAUCCGUGCGGCCUUAGAGAAGAGUUUCUUGGAGAAUCAAAAGCCUACCUCGGAAGAGAUCACUUUGAUUGCUGAACAGCUCAAUAUGGAAAAGGAGGUGAUUCGUGUUUGGUUUUGUAAUCGCCGCCAGAAGGAAAAACGAAUCAACCCACCAAGCAGUGGUGGAACCAGCAGCUCACCUAUCAAAGCAAUUUUCCCCAGUCCAACCUCACUGGUGGCAACCACACCAAGCCUUGUGACAAGCAGUACAGCAACUACCCUCACUGUCAACCCUGUCCUCCCCCUAACCAGUGCUGCGGUGACUAAUCUCUCUCUUACAGGCACUACAGACACCACCCCCAACAACACAGCCACCGUGAUUUCUACAGCACCCCCUGCUCCCUCAGCAGUCGCAUCACCCUCCUUGAGUCCUUCCCCUUCUGCCUCAGCCUCCACAUCCGAGGCAUCCAGUGCCAGUGAGACCAGCACAACACAGACCACCUCCACUCCUUUGUCCUCCCCUCUUGGAACCAGCCAGGUGAUGGUGACAGCAUCAGGCUUGCAAACAGCAGCAGCGGCUGCUCUGCAAGGAGCUACACAGCUGCCAGCAAAUGCCAGUCUUGCCGCCAUGGCUGCUGCUGCAGGACUCAACCCAGGCCUGAUGGCACCCUCACAGUUUGCAGCUGGAGGUGCCUUACUCAGUCUCAAUCCAGGGACUCUGGGUGGUGCUCUCAGCCCAGCUCUGAUGAACAACAGUACACUGGCAACUAUUCAAGCUCUUGCUUCUGGUGGCUCUCUUCCAAUAACAUCACUGGAUGCAACUGGGAACCUGGUAUUUGCCAAUGCAGGAGGAGCCCCCAACAUCGUGACUGCCCCUCUGUUCCUGAACCCUCAGAAUCUUUCUCUGCUCACCAGCAACCCAGUUAGCUUGGUUUCUGCCGCUGCAGCCUCCACAGGGAACUCCACACCUGUAGCCAGCCUUCAUGCCUCCUCCACCUCAGCUGAGUCCAUCCAGAACUCUCUCUUCACAGUGGCCUCUGCCAGCGGGGCUGCUUCCACCACCACCACCGCCUCCAAGGCACAGUGAAUUAGGCACGAGCUGGGCUGCCACAAGUCUUUGCAACAUGAUCAGGCUGCCAGCCAGUUAAUAAACUGACAAAUGUGAUUGGCUUCCUCUCACCAUGUUGCAAGGGCAAGAGAGACAAGGGAGAGAAGAAAAAAAUAAAAUAAAAUAAAACCAGAAAAAGGAUGGAGACAGGAGAACAUUUGCCUAAUUUUGUAAUAAAACACUGUCUUUUCAGGAUUGCUUCAUGGAUUGGAGAACUUUCUAACCAAAUAUUAAAAAAAACAAAAAAAAACAAAAAAAAAAAACAAAAAACAAAAAUAAGUGAAAGGACUACUUAUCAUUUCCAGCAGUCAUGAUGACACGUUAAGGGUGUCUCUAGACUACAUAAAUGAGCCUAUUGAAAAGGAAGAGCUUGUGAAAAUGGAUGAAGAGGAAAGAGGGUAAUUUAGAGAUUAAAUUCCCCUUUUUGCCACUGUCCUGUUACACUAUCUGUACCAAAACUUUCCCAAAAGACUGGAUCACUGCAGUGCUCAUCUUAGUUCCCUUUCUUAUUGGAGUUAAAGGUUCCCAUUUGAUGUCUGGGGGUGCUUGCUUAAAUCUCCUGUGGUCUGCACUUUGUCCCCUUUUUGAACUGGGGGUUGAGAGAGCUUACAGGUGAUUUUCCUCCUGAUUGUUUUGCUUAUGUCCACAAGAGAGCUUGGAUUCCAUGUAUUUGUCUCUCUGUUGCUCAGAAAGGCGGUAACACAGUCACAAAUGUGUACCUUUUUUUGUGAUCCAAGUGGGAGACAGUCUUAAUACUAAAAGUAAGAAACAUUUUAGUCCCCUUUUAAAUUUCCCUUUAGUUCCUUGUCUUGUUUUAUUUCUCAAAGUAUUUAAUUAUCAUCCCUAAAUUUCCUUUUGCCUACUACUUUCCCUAAAAUCCCUCUAAAAUCAGUGAACUGCAAGCAGGGAAUCUAACAAAUGCCCAUCCACCUUUUUUGUGUGGUGUGUUUUUCUAUGUUUUUUUUUUUUUAAACUAAGCUUGAACCAAAGUCAAUUUUUAGCAAGCUGCUGUACUAAUGAACUAGUUUGUAACAUGCAGUUCAGACACAUUGAGGAGAUAGAUGCUACUGACAAUUUCCUUUUCAUUGUCUUUAUUAAUUUUAUAUAAAAGUUGCUGCUUGUUUUUAAUCUUUUAUGUUGAUAAAUUGUAAUAUCCUCUGGGCAGACAAUACCUUGAUUUUUAACUAGUUUGUUUAGAUUGGUGUGUAAAUAGAAUGGCAUGUCAGUUACUAAUUUCUCUCCUCUCCAUCAGCUUUUUUCUCUAUUGUAGUUAAAUUUAAUCUUUUAUACUGACUUUACAUCUCUAACUUUAGUCUGAAAAUGAUUUUAGGGUUAUCAACAAUACUGUAGUUGCCCAUAGUAAUGAGUCCCUCCUUUGAGAGUGGAGGAAGUUAGGAGGAAGGAUUCAGGGAGGGAAAUGCUGAUGCCCAACAUACUGCAUUAGAAGUUAUAGUAUGAAUUUCCCAAAAUUGCUACCAAAGGAAAUGUCAAGUCCCAAGGAACUCCAACCCAGUGAGUUAAGAGGACAUAUAAGGAAGACUAUUUUGUUUUCGAUACGAUUUUUUUAAAGAUGAUCCCUUCCCUAAAUAAGAUUCCCCAGCACACUUUAUGAUUAAAGAAGAUAAUAAGCUUUAAAUGUCAGUGCAGUCGUCUUUUAGUUCCUCCUCUGUCUAUAUUCACCAGUCAGUUCGGGAAAAGGGAUUCUGCCUUUUUUACGUGUAUCACCUUAAACCAGCAUAAAAAAAUCUGUGUGGAAAAGAAAAACUAAAUCUUUAGACAAAGAUAAUUUUAAAUUUGUUCUCUUUUAUCAUUAGAAAUAAGUUGUUGUGAAAGGUACUUUACACAUGUACACAUGAAACACUAAUAUAGCUUGCUGGAAAGUGUUUACUUUAAAAUCACCUCCCAUCCCUAGAUAUUCUGUAGAUGAUAUUGUUUCACAAAUACCUUGGUCCUCUUCUGUUUGUUUUAUCUCAUCUUUUUUUUUUAUCAUCUCAAGAAAUACUUCUUGAAUUGAAUGAACUAUCUCCUAAGCUAAGGUACUCAGACUUAACUUUUAGCCACAUUUUAUUGGGGGAGUCUGGAAACUAAAGGGGCUAUUUGACCAAAAAAAAAGAGGUAUUUGUUGCAGUAUCUGAUAUUUAAGAGGAAACACCAGAUAGGCCAUUACAAUUCAUUGUUCAGAUCUCUUCUUCCUCUUAACAGUUAUGCAAGUUUCAUUUCAUCCCUCAAUUUGGUAACACAUAUUAAGCCAAAGACUAAUUUUAAAUGCAUUUAUAGGAAUUCUACAUUUGCCCAUGGUAAUGGGCUCUCCCUAGGGAGUAGUGAAUGUAAUUAUUUAAAUCUGUUAUCAUAAGCGAUGCAGUUUGGUCAUGAACUUUAUUUAUAUACCCUGUGUAAAUCUGAAGGGACAGAACAGAAAGAUCUAAAAAAGGGCUUCUCACAGGAGCAUUAUUGUUCUAAGCUCCGUUAAUUUAAACGUUUCUGAAGUUCUGUAGGCACCUUUUCAGAAUUAUGCCUCUUAACUGAUACAAUACACACUUCCUUUUAUUUAUUGUCUGAAAGGUUAGUACCAUCCCAGUUUAUUCAACUUGUUACUCAAGAAUGGAACCAAAGGAAUCUAACUUUCAUUUGGGGCAUGACAAUACCUAUUUAUACUUCAUGGUAGCUUUAUUAGAAAUUAACAGUUUUUUAAAAGGGAAAAGAACAAUUAAAAGAUUUUUGGUGUGAUCAUCUUGCCAGUAUGUUUUACAUCAUUCAUUUGUUGUGAAAGCACAAUUAUACCUCUUUUUAAUGUUAUUUUGUCCAUUAUUCUUCAUUUAAUUGGAAAGAGGGAAAAAUUCUAUUAUCCAGAAGCACAGAUACUUGCUUGACACAGUAUUUCAAUUCAGCCUAAUCUUUAACAUUAAAUUCUACUUAAGUUUCUGGAAAUGUCAGAUAUAUUGGCAAAUAUAGGGAAUGUAUGUCAGUUUUAAAAGUACAAAAUCCUGAUAGGUAAUACUGCAAUUAGUAUAUAAUAUAUAAUAAACACUUGGCUUAUAGAGAACUCUGUGGUUCAGUCUAAAGUUCUUCCCAAGCCAUGUCAUCCCACAGAUCUCCUACUGACAGCCUGCCAUGGCCCUGAGGAGCCCCACAGACUAGUCUGCAACCUGAUAACCCUUAUUAAAGAAGGGCCUCGAAUUCUAAACUUCAAGAAUUUAAAGUGUACUUACUCUUCAAACUAUUAGAGCUGAAAAAAAAAGAAAAAGACUGCUAGUACUAAUGGGAGAAAAAGGCCUAAAGACCUGAAACUUAAAAUUACCCAUUUGGGCAAGAAUUGAUUAAUUAAUUUACUUAUAACCAUUGAGUUCACUUAUGUAUCCAUGUGUGAACAGCAUUUAUUGGGUCACGUUAUUUGUGAAACUAUAGCCCUGGCACUUUGAAAUCAUUUUCAGACACUUUAUAAAAUGGUAAAUUUUCAUAGUAUUUGUCUUCAACAUUGAGAAGGAAGAAAAUCUUUCCUUGCCAUUCCUCUAGAAGAACAACUAAGAUAUAAGCUUUUGGUAGGUUUGCAUGGACAGCACUCCAACACAAUUAUGGACUUGGUCAGGAAUAGGAUAAAUAAAUUGCUUUCAUCAUUAAAGGCUAUAAGGAAUGCUAUCCUGCCCCAUCUUUUUCUUAAUCCAAAGAUACUGAGACACCUCUGAAAUUUCACUUGAAAGGAUUCUAUCAGGAAAACAGGGAAUGUUUCUCAAGAGUUGUCCAGUUUGCACCCAGUUUUCUAUAUGGUUUGUGAACUGUGGCUUUCUUCUAAGUGUUCUUAUUCAUAGAAUAAUUUCUUAUUCUGGCUUUUCUGCCCUUAGCCUUUGCUAAAAGCAGUACAUUUCAGCAAAUCUUAUGUUAAUACAAUAAUCUUGAUCUCCCUUCCUCUUUUUCUUCCUGUCUUUUUCUCUUUGAAUGGUGGUACCUUAGUCUGUGAGGAUAAUGCUCCUGGGUAACAGCUAGCUUCUGGCACCUUCAUAAAAUACCUCAGCAUAGUUUAACAUUGUUGCAGAACUGGUUUUAAACUAAAAACCAAAUCAAUAAAAGAAAAGAAACUUUAUAAAUAGUGGAAAUAAUUAUAGCUGUAGUAUUUAGUUAAACUAAUGUUUAUUAUGAUUGAUAAACAUGAU